UACAACGGUAUACGUAUUUUAUGUGCAAAUUCUGUUAUGUUUAUAAAUCCAACGUUUUCAUGUACAAGAAUCGCAUUUUGGUUCAUGAUAUGUGACAUAAUAUACUGACACUGGUCACUGUCACAAGACGGAAACGAUACUGUUUUAAGUCUGAUUGGCCAGCAAAGUAAACCUAAGAAAUGAAAUUUAUGCCUUUAUUCUGGAAACGAGUAGUUAUUUUUAGUCAAUCUGCAGCAUCUUAAUUGUAGAACACGAAAAAAAAGAUAUCCAGAGCUAAACAUUGCUUUAAAAGUAGGGGGUAUUUUUAAAAGUUACCUCCCAAGCAACGUUAAAUAUAAAAAGGGUUGGUGAGCUAGGGAGGGUCCCCUAGGUUUGCAAGUGAAAAAUAGUAGAUGUCACUUUUAAAAAAUGUUAUGGAAACUGAAUUCUCAUGUGUAUCAUUUUGUCCUAUUAAACAAUUGUCCCCAGGAUUUGUUACAAUUUAUGUUCUGGUUUUGUCCCAGUACACAACCUAACAAACCUUGAAGACGAGGUUGUUCCUGCAGAAGUAUUUUCCUCAAAGUAAAUAAUUACAGCCUCGAAAUUACUUAAGAUCUCUUUAAAAAUUUUACUAUCAAACCUCAAUCCUCUAAAAAUUUUCAUAUUGUUAUAAGAAUGUAUUUCACUGGAAAAGAUCUUUGGAAAAAUCUCAGCGAGGUAAUGAAGGCCAGGGUUUCACACUUUUUGCAUACCCCUGUAAGCUUUUUUAGCAUUUUUUACAGGUCAAGUAAAAAAAAGGAAUUUUUUAUCGAAAUGGCUUAGAACUUUUCUUGACAACUCUCCACAUUUUAGUCGCAACAUGAUGUAAUAAACGCUGUUGUGUCACUGAUACCUACUGUACCUACAAGACUUUGCUUUAUCUGAUGCUAAAAAUGAGCCUUUGGUGUUUCUGUUGCUGUUGAAGUUACCAAAUAUUUUUGCUCUGGCACUUAGAAGACCACCUCCUGACAAGUUACUAGAAUGCAACAAACCAUUGGGAAUGCACAGUGGUGCAAUUUCCAGAAAUGAUAUAUCAGCCAGUCACUGGUGGGUAACAUUCAAUACUAUUUCCAAAGGUGGAACAAAUCUAAUAAAAUUGCAACCAAAAUCACAUGUUGACAACUUAUCUUUUCCAUAUUUUCUGGAGAUCAUGUUUAGACAAGUUACAAUAAUAACUGGUUAUCAUUUGAAUCAUGUAUCAAAUUCAAUGAACUUUGAAGGUCAUUACUAUGGAUAUUCAUAUAUCAAUGGAAAUACUGCAGAUUUUCAAUUUAUUUUGAGCACUCGUCAAUUAUUAAUAAAUAGAAUCCCAUCAAAUGGUUCAGUAAAUUAUAGAUUUGAGACUCCUGUAAAAGCCAGAAACUUCAGAAUAUAUUUUUUACCAACUUAUGUUUUUCAAAUCAAAGUGGCUACCAUGCAGUUCGAAAUUUACGUAUGCCCGCAUUGGAAUUAUGCAAAACCACUUGGUAUGUCUAGUGGCUUAAUUAGCAAACAAAGAAUUAUGAGUUAUGCUAACAAACAAAGAUCAAACCCAUAUCUUGCACGACUUGAUUCACAAGGCUUUGGAUGGCAGCCACUUGACAGUGCAGGAAUCCAGAAAAAUAUUGGAAAUGCAAAAUAUUGGUUGCAAAUUGUUUUGCCAGCCUUAAAAAAAGUUAUUUAUAUUAUUGUGCAAGGAUCUAAAUUCAAUUCAAAUCUUCGUACAAAUUAUUGGAUCCAAUACGGGAGAGACGAAAAUUUACUUACAACUUAUAAAAUUUUGCCUCCACCAUAUGGUGCAUUUCUAAAUGCUACCCAUGUGUUUUCAACUCCACUAAUUGCAAGCAUUAUCCGAUAUAUCCCUGUAUUACCCAGAAUAUCUAAACCCAGAGUGAAAAUUGAGCUUUAUGGUGUUGAUUAUUUGACACCUGACCAUAAUUGGAAACUUGUGUUGCCACAUUCAUUUACUGAUUCCAUUCAAUUUGAAGACCUUCGCCCAACAAAUAGAAUUUGGCCAAAAGCUGCGUUUUCAUAUCUUCGAAGGCAUCAAAAAUAUCCACACUUAAGAACAGAAGAACUUCCAUCAAAUGAUUGUUUGAUUAAUCCUGAUUUUUGUAAAGAUGGGUUUACAGCUUCAUUUGGAUUUUCAGACAUCGAAAAAUGGAAACUUCCAAAAUCUCACGAAGCAUUUGUUAUUUCAAAAUAUUAUGAUGGUACUUGUGAACAGCUUACUUUGGAAAAGAAUCUAACCAUAAAUUCAAUGUUUGGCAUUCAUUUCAACAGCAUUCAACUUCAAAGAUUUCAGACAGUGCAUUCCUUGCUACAUAUGCGUGGAUAUUUUCCAAAUUCAAAUUUAAUUAUUCAGGCUUUUGUGAAUCAGAAUACUUCUUAUGUUGAAAAUUGCUUGUAUGGAAAGGCUCCACACCAAUAUAUUCUUAAAGGAAAAUUUAAAUUUUCCUCUAAAAGAAUUGAUAUUAGUAAUUUUCUGCAACGAAUUGGUAAUUCUAAAGCUUGGAAAUAUGGUACAUCGUUGUCAUUGGUAAUUGAACCAACAGCAGCAAACUAUCUUGGUGUAAUGAUUUCUUCAUCUUUAUCCUUGAGCAUUUUUCCUGCUUGUCAUAGUCAUAAAACCAACAUCAUAACACAGCUACCUAAUUCAAACUUCCAACAACAAUCCGAUACAGACUGUCAUCAGUUACCCCAUCUUGUUAAAUUUAGUGAAAAGGGUUACCAAUCUUGCAAUCACAAUGAAAUAGUUCAAAUCAACUUGAUGAAGCAGUAUCUUAUAACAGCUCUAAAAGUGGCAGGUGUUAAACAGUUAAUUCACACUGAUUUAAAUGUGACGACUUCCUUCAAAAUAGAAUAUUCCCGUAAUAACAUUGCCUGGGAGACCUUUUCUUUGGAUUUUGAACGGAAAAUAAUUCAUCCUGAAAAGACAGAGAUAACUCCAUUGCCACAUCCAGUAUAUAUGCAGUACCUCAAAAUAAUACCAAACAAAGACAAGUACGUGGGUACUAACCAUGGUUUAAGAUUUGAUGUUAUCACAUGCGAUAAUGCUGAAUCCCAACAAUCAGGUUGGAUAAAGUUGAAUAGUGCUGAUGUGUGCGUUGGGGUAAAAGAUGAAUCUCCCGGAAGAUUUACUUUGCUUAACAAUGUUGAUAUAUCCUUUGUUAAAUUUGUACACAAAUCUGGGGGUGUAGCUUGUGCACAUGGUUCGUCACAAACUAACUUUGGUUGUGGAUCAACAAUGCUGAUAUUUUUGACUGAUGGAAGUAACAAAGUGAUAUUACCAUCAUUGUCAAAUAAUGGAUAUGAAGUACCACCUUAUGAUCCUAAUUCUCCAAAUUUCCAGUUAAAGUUAAAUGAACCAAGAUUUUUUCAAUAUGGUCAGGAAUUUGCUGUAUGGUUUGGAGAAGAUUUGUUUAAUGUAACUGAAAAUGAUAACCAUGGUUCCACUUGCUUGGACUUAUAUGGUUGGGGUCGACCCUAUCCACACCGGUCUCUAAUGACCACUAAACUGCAAACAACAUAUCUUUGUGUGACAGUUUCAAGUGAUACACUGAUUGUUGACUCACACUGUGAAGAUUCCUUCUUUAUGACAACUGAAAUGUAUCUUGUUCAUGCCAACAGUGGAAAAUGUGUAAUGCGUGAUUGUUCAACAAAUUCCUGCGAAGUCAGAGUGGUACAAGAGUGUAGUCAUGAAUUUGAAAUUGUUGAAGGGUUUGUUAAGCAUACUCAGUCAGGUCAAUAUUUAGUAGAGCAUAAUGGUAAAGUGGUUUUAGCAUCAUCCUGUGAUGGAAAUUGUUUUAUCUUAACAGAUUCUGUUGAAUUUCUUAACACUGAAAUCUGGGAACAUUAUUUUUCCAAUAAUUUGCUCAUGUCUAAAAAAGGUGCAAGUAACACUGACGAUGCUGCAAGAAAAUGUUCACAACACAAUUCUGAUCUUUUAAGUAUUCAUUCAAAGGAGGAAGCAUUGGCAAUUUUCAAUUUUCUACGCACAUCCGAUUUAAAUUACCAAUAUAUGAUUGGAUUAAAAAAAAUAGCUACAUCCAAUGUUUAUUCUUGGAUUGAUGGCACCCCAUUUGAUAAAGAUAAGUUUGAUGGGAUGAAAGGCAACAUGUCUGCAACAAAUAAUCCUUGUAUAAUCAUGCAUGACGGAAAACUGCAUAUUCUUGAAUGUCAUUCAAGGAAAUUUAUUUGUAAGAAAAAAUUCUAUUCCAUACCAGAAUUCAGUGUGCCGUUAUUAUCAAGUGGUUUGCAUUCUGUUGACAACUACCAUGAAGGAAAGGGAUUUCAAGUUAAUUUGGCAUUUUUCCACAAAUUUUAUUUAUCUGCUACUGUGGAAUCAGAUCACAGUUCUUGCUAUGCAAGUUAUAAUUUACCUAAUAAAGUUGAAUACAAUGUCAAUUUAUUUGGAAUAACAUGGUCGAAAUUGAAAAAAGAAUUAAAGUUAUAUUUAGAUGGUAAAAGUGUAAUCAGCGUUGCAUGUAUCGAUCUUUCAUCAUUUCACAGAAUUGUGAGAAAACCUAUUGAACCUAGCAUGUCAAAUUUUAUUAAUAUUGCUGGAUUUUAUGACCAUUUGGCAAGUUAUGGUAGCAGUAAUUAUCGUAGCAUACUAAAUGAUGUUAAAGUGUGGAGAAUUUAUCUGACUGAUGACCAGUUUUAUGACGAUUAUAGCAGUAACAAAAUUACAUUUUCUGAAAAUUAUCGUGCUGUUGAUGAUAAAAGUCCCUGGAAAUUGCAGAACACAUGUGGUGUUAACAAGAAUGUUCCAUGUUACGAUGUAGACAUGUCUUUGGCGAAACUUACUGAUUGUGUUUGGUUGGAUGGUGGUCCAGUCGGUGAUUUUAACCUUGCAUUCAACACAUUGGAUGAAACUCGUUGUAUUUAUAAAUGCUACUUAGAACGUAAUAAGAUUGGCAGCAUAAAUGGUGUGUCAUAUGCAAACAAACAGUGUUAUUGUGUUAGCGAUAUGUAUGACAUAAACGAUACAAUGCGACAUCAAAAAUCAUGUUUUCUUCCCGUGAAAGUUACUAACGGCCGACAGACAGUACAGAAAUCCAUGAAAAAUAUCAAAAUCCACCCGGUCAAUAAAAUGUGGUAUGGUAUUGGAGAUGAUUCUUUUAUAUACCGUCACCCUGCAAGGACUUCACCAAACGUUGAUCUGUGGAAAAAAGUUAUUGCAAUGUGUGCUGUUAUAAAAUUUGAUAUAUUUGAGAGAAAUAUAUGGAUACUUUGUAACAAUCACAGUCUUUAUCAAUGGUUUAACAAAGAUCACAUAGUUAAAUAUAAUGGAAAGUAUCGAGACAUUGCUGUUGGAAAGGACUUCUUUUAUGGUGUUGGGAAGAUCACCUAUUCGUUAUACUAUAUUCCUUAUGCAAUAUCAAAAACACCCACAAGUAUUAGCAACAAAGCAAUCCAUAAGAAAUUAAGCAUUGAUGCAUACAACAGCCGAUGCUACAUAUUAACAAUGGAUGGUAACAUUAAAUUUGUUUCAGAUAAAAAUAAUACAAAAUCACACGAUUUACCUGCAGUUGAAGAUAUAUCUCAAAUAGCAACUUCGAUUUUUGGAAACUUAUACAUCAAUAAUGGAAGGAAUAUUAAAAUCCUAAAUAAUGACAAAUAUGAUGAUGUUCAACUAACAGACAGCAAUAUGGUGUCUUUCACAGCCUUUGAUGUUGAAAAUGAUGAAUACCUUAUUGGAAUGAAUGAAAAUGGUGUGCUUCAUCAAUAUACCAUUAGCACAUCUGAAAAGAUCGUUUUAUAUGCCAAUGCAUCACAAACCAAUAUGACCGCAAUUCAUAGGACAAAUAACCAUUCCAGUUGUGACUCAAGUUUAAUUAAGGUUAAUGCAAUGCAAACAGCAGUAGUUUUUACAUUUGCGGUUGGAAUCCAACAGGAUGUGAUUAUAAAUACAGCAUUUAUCCAUCUUAACAUCAAUGAGAUUAACAAAUUGUCAACUUCAGCAAGUUACAAAAUUACCACUUUAUGGCAGUCUCCACAAGACAUUGUUGGCUGUGAACAUAUAGUGGCAGAAGAAAACCAUAAUCUGGUUAAACCGGUAUCAUGGAGUGUUAAGGUAUUACGUAAUGUUAUCACCACGGCAGAUGUCUCAUCACUUAUUCAGCAUGCUGUCAACCAUGGGCAUUGGUUUCAUGGGCGCUAUUUAUAUGUGACAAUGAUACCUGAUGCUGAUAAUGAUGUAAAUCUUGAAUUUGAUAUAAGAGCAGCAUACUUAGAAGUAUUUUAUGCCAAUCAAAAACCAAAUAACUACUUACAUAUUCCAACAUCAGCUCUACCAUACACAAGUUUUCAAACAGAUUAUUAUUUACCUAAUCAUCAAUAUUUAACAUUUUGGCUAUAUAUGUCAGAGAAAGGGAGUGCUAUUCUCAUGGUCUGGAAAAUCUAUUAUUGGUAUACACAUAGAAACACCAUGCUAUGUAGAGCUAAAAACAAGGACUUUACCAAAGGUUGGAAACAGAUAAAUGUGCCUUUGUACUCAACCAGUUACUUUAAGCUUUCCUUCCAAGUGUAUCACAGAGACAGGAGUGGAUAUGGUGAUGUUGCAAUUGAUAACAUUCAUGUUUUCAAAGAUUUGGAUUAUAGUGGAGUAAAUAAAAUAACUAAGGAUUAUCAAUCAUUUUAUGAUCCUGCAAAUUACACCUCGUACAUUGCUGUUAUGAAGACCUUAAAUUUACCAACACCUCUUCUUCUAUAUCCUUUGGCUUUACCUGAAUAUUACUUACAAGACUAUGGCCCGCAUCAUCUUCAUUUGGUUGAUGAUACUAUUGAUAGCAAAGUUCGAGUUCACUUUCCUGACAAGUACGGAAUGUGGGAUCACUGUGUGCAAUUGGAUGAGCUGGAUUCUAAAUUAGGGUUAUUUAACCUAGACAUAUAUUCUGCUGUUGUUGCCAUAAAAACUGAGUGGGCAUUUUUAUUUCAUUUUUAUCCACUUUAUGUUGACAAAUCCAUAAAAAUUGUACAAUUUGGAAUCCAAGGUGAUUUGAUAAGUAUUAACAUGAAGCAGAACAGAUUAUACAUUGUAAUGCAAUCUAAUGCUGAAUUCAUUGAAGAAGUCUUUCCACUUGCAGUUAACAAAAACAAGUGGGCAUAUGUUGGUGUCACAUAUUCUGCAGGACGGAUGAAAUUAUUCAAGAAUAACAAAUUGGAAAAAGAAUUUGAUCUACCCUUAACAUUUGCCAUUCCAUUUCCACAAAGUAUCCAUUUCUUUUCCAAUGACAAAGUACACGAAGUCUUUAAAGGAUACCUUUCCUGUUUUCAACUUUAUAACAAAUCACUGACUUUGGCUGAAGUUAGAGCUUUAGAAUUUUGUCCGAAUCGUCAAGGUUUGUUUUUUAGUUUAUAAUGAAGUAAUGAUUCUUUUAAUUAUUUAAUUUGAUUUUUAAUAAUAAUUUUAAUAAUAAUUACCCAGCUGGCAAUAUUACAUUAUUAAAAUAUUAUAGUAACGUUGCACCGUGACCAUACAUGACGUUGUGAUAACGUCAUUAGAUGGGUACAUUUGCACUCAACGACGUCAGUCCAUGACGUAAUAAUAACGUUUGAAAGAUGUCAUUUUGAACGUCAUGGGUUGGUGAUGCUUAGGUGAUAUGACGUCUCAGUAACGUUAGCAUGACGUCGGUAUAACGUUUAAUUGAGUCAUCAGCAUGUCCUUUAGCAUUGUAUGAAGAACUCGUUUACAUCGUACAACGCCAUUGCAUUAUGCUUCCUUGUUUGGUUAUUUUUUGCAGAAUUAUUUCUGUGAACCCUAAGAUAACGCGAAAAAAUUAUUAUUAUUUUGUGGGAAAAAAGCAAAGUAAAAGAAAGACACAAAAAAUGUGUCAAGAAUUUAUUUUAUUCCAAAUAAAAAGUGUAACAGCUAAUAGAAACUAUGCUUCGUCAUCAAAAAUAUCCGUUGAUUAUUUCGACGAUGCGAAAUCACAAAGCUAU
Hydractinia symbiolongicarpus is the source of this 7944-nucleotide messenger RNA. RefSeq lists its product as uncharacterized. The record is from RefSeq and is a predicted model, not a curated record. The transcript has 24 exons. NCBI's taxonomy places the organism in Eukaryota, Metazoa, Cnidaria, Hydrozoa, Anthoathecata, Hydractiniidae. Gene Ontology annotation, cellular component: membrane. Bases 1019 to 7363 code for a protein of 2114 amino acids.